AUGUCGGGGCUGGAAACGGUGGAUUUCCUGCUGACCAAAGCAGCAAGAUUGGACAAGGCCUUGAAGUCUUUGCCCAAGGCGGAUCGUAAGACGCUCCACACCUCCUCGCACAAACGCGCCCGGAAACUGCUGCGGAACCUCUCCUUCCCGGCCAAGGUCAGUGAGCUGACAGAUGAGAACAUCGAGAAUCAAAUCGAUGUGCUCACCACUGUGAAGAGUUCCGUGGUCUCCUUCACCAAGAAGAUGCCGCCACUGAGCGAUGCCCUGACGGUGGGUCCUGAUGCCAUGGCGGUGCGCGCCUGUGCCUUGGAGGCGCGCGAAGGCCUGGCAGAGGACCUUUGUAGUGAGGAGAUUUCGAAGACCGGGGCCUCCCUGGACUGCGUGGACGCCUUGAAGCUCCUCACAGAUCCUCGUGGCAAACCUUGGCCCGACCUCGCGGUCUUCUCUGAGUACUAUGAGACUCCACCACAUCUUCGGCCGCCCCGGCGUUCGUUGCCGCGCAGCGACUCGCUGCCGGUGCUGCCCAUGCGACCCACCAUCGGAGGUAUCGAGGAAGCAAAGCAGGUUGGCCGCUUCCCGGAUUUAUUGCCUGCCCUCCUGAAAUCGGCUGCCGGCACAUUGCCGGAUGCCACCGAUGCCGAGCCGCGGAAGACCAGCAAGCAGAACAUCUUCCACGCCAGCGCCGUGUACCGCGAUGCCUGCAAGCGUUGCAAGGUGCAGGUGCUGGAGACCAUGCCUAUCCUAGGAGAGAUGGUAGAGGUGGUCGGGGCCAAUCUGGAAGAGACGAAGCACUGCUACGCGCUGGCGGAGGCAGUGCGCACCUGUGCGGUGAAGGGCUUGAAGGUCGAGGAGUGCUAUAUGCCGGACAUGGGCGCAGCCAAAAUCAUUGAGGCGGCAUUCUCAGGUGAACAUUUGGAAACUGUGACCUUAUCCGGUCUCACCCUGAGUUAUCGGAGCGUUUUGGCACUCUAUACCGCCCUGCGGCAAAAUCGCCUUGGCAAUUCCCUGCGCCACCUGACCUUAGCCGCUUGCGGCUUGGGCGGCGACCUGGAAUUGAUGCCUCCCGGGGCGGCGGCGGCCUACGAGAAAGGCCGUGCCUUGCUGGAGAGCCAUCCGGUUGAUGAGGAGACGUUGGCAAGAGGAGGUGAUGUGGCGGGCUUGCUGUCCGAGCACCUACAGGAAAGUCUGCGCAAGGCGAAACUGGACGAGCGUCCAGCGCUGCACAUGGCCACUGCCACCAGUUUCGGUAGCGAUGCGGGCGAGGAUGAGGUGGAAAAGGAAGAAGAGGAGCUUCCUCCUCCACCUGUGUUGUUGCCAGUUUUCCACCAGCUGACGCUUUCGCGGGUGCUGCACCUGAAUUUGUCUCAGACUUGGCUGUCUCCCAGUUCCGUACGCGCUUUGUCGAAUUCCUUGCCACAGACACAGAUCGAGGUCAUCAAGCUCGAUGAGUGUGGAUUGAGCGAUGACGCGGUGGAGGAGUUGGCCCUGCAGGGCUUGUUACGCAGCCGCCUCUUGCUGGAAGUGUCCUUGCGACGCAACCAGUUGAGCGGCAAUCCUGGUGCCAUCAGCACGCUCUUUCACGCUGUGCGCAUUCACGCCAGGAUUGCACAUCUGGACUUGGCGGAGAAUCUCAUGCACCCGGAAUGUGUGCCUGAACUCUCAAAAUUGCUGAGACAUUCGGUGUCCUUGCUGUGUCUCCAUCUGCUGGGAUGUGAGGAUAGUCAAGUCGAGGACACGGUGGCCAUCCAAGGGGCCUGCUACCGCUGGGUGGCGCAGAAUGCCGCAGUGAACGAGCACCUGGAGCCUGAGGAGAUCAACAUCCCAAAACCGGCGCAGGGAGAGGAACACAGCGAAGUGAUCCUGUGCCGUGCGCCGGAUGCCAAAGAUUGGCAGGUGGCCGCGCCGCCACCCAAGCCCAUGCGACGACAUGAUGAGGAGUCUCCGACACCUUGGGCACCGGCGGCACCGCCACCAGCGACGCCGGAGAAGUCGGUUUGUCCGGAGGGAUGUUGGAUCAAGGAAGCCAGACAGGCAAACGUCAAGUUCCAAAUCCCAGAAGGCGUCUCCGGACCGGAGCAAGUGACCCCUGAAGAGAUCGACGAUUGGAGUCAGGGACCCUCACGAAUCCAGGCUUUGUCGGAUUGCUUUGAGGAGGAUGUCAAGAUCAUUUACCUGAAGGAUGUCUGUCACGUCGAUGAUGAAGAGGCUGUGAAGGAAGCUUUGCGAAGCAAAUAUGACCUCUACUACGAGUGCUACGCCCUGUUCGCGGGACGCUCCCAAUGGCCCUUCGUGCGCUAUGUGGAUAUGUUCAGCGUCUUCGAAGAGGCUCGUGUGGUGGACCGCACCGGCGGCCGGAAGAGGAUGGAGAAGCGACGACUGCAUAUGCAGGACAUCCAUGUGAUGAUCACCCAGACCCUGGCCAAUCACAAUGGCGGCGACCCUGUCACAGCUCCUGAGGCAGAAGGAGAUCGUGGGCCAAAGAAGAAGAUAGUCCCCGAAGGAAAUCCCUUAACGAGACCUCAAUUCUGCGAGGUGAUGCUUCGGGCCGCAAUCAGCUGGGGGGACGAUCUGAGCGCCAGUGCGGCGAUCACGUUGUUUGCGGAUGAGAUCGUCGCAGGGCAUUUGCUGCAGCCGCCUUUAGCGCCCUUCCCCCGCGGCCUGGCACAGCGCGCGGGGGACUACAACGAUGCGCUGCAGAAUUCCAGCAGAACCCUUAAGGAGGCGUGGGAGAGGUUUGGCUACAGCAGUGUGGCUUUCCAACGCCUCGCCCAGCUGGUGCGCCUCUGCGACCGAUCCUUCACCUCCAAACACGUGGCGUCUAUCUACACCCUGGCGAAAGUGCCGGUGGUCGACGAUCGCGUGAGUACUGCAGGUGAUACCCGAGGCCUUAGCUACUCUGAGUUUUUAGAGGCCGUUUCACGUUUAGCCAUGGUCUGGAGCAGAAGCGGCAGGAUGCCAGCAUGCUGCCCACAGGAGGAUGGAUCAAUGCGCGGCCGCAGAUGGCCCCCACAACCCCAGGCCGGCUUCCCCGUGAAGGAGCGAGUCCUGGCACAGCGCCUCCAAGCCUUCGUGCAGCGCCUGGCGGAGCGAAUGCGGCCCUCGGUGAAGGGACGGAUAGCGAUCUGA
Messenger RNA from Cladocopium goreaui, 3126 nucleotides. The record is from the annotation of a GenBank genome assembly. Lineage: Eukaryota; Dinophyceae; Suessiales; Symbiodiniaceae.